AUGGCCCCGGCCCGCUUAAAGGCGGCGGCGGCCGCGCCGCGGGCAGAGCUAGGAGUCCGUCGUGGCCGCCGCCGGCCCGGAGCCGGCGCGAAGAUGCCCCGGGGCUUCCUGGUGAAGCGCAGCCGGCGGCCCACUCCCGUGUCGUACCGGGCGCGCUGCUGCCGCGAAGCCGCCGCCGGACCGCCGCUCCCCGCCGGCGCCGCCCAGCCGCCCGCCUGCCCCGCUGCUCCGCCGCCCCUGCCGCGGGACUCGCCGCCGCCGGUGCCGUUCGGGACGCCCGAUGCCGCCGUGCAGGCGCUGUACAGCCCCACGCGGCCCGUCAGCAGGGACAAGUACCUGGAGCGCGGCUUCAGCCUGGGCUCGCCCGUCUCAGCCGAGUCCUUCCCCGCGCCGGCUGUGCCCGGCACCAUGGACCCGAUCCUCUUCGCCCCGGCCGACCUCAAGCUCUGGGCCGCUGCUGGCCACGCCGAGCCGCCCGCCGCCCACCCCGGCCCCGGUGGAGUCGCCGCGCCGCCCGCCUCGGGCCGCCCGCUGCCCGCCAAGCGCCCGCCGGGUGCCUCCGAGCCCGGGCGGCAGAAGGCCCCGUCGGGCAAGAAGACGAAGGCGAUCCGCAAGCUGACCUUCGAGGACGAAGUGACCACCUCGCCCGUGCUGGGGCUGCGCAUCAAGGAGGGCCCGGUGGAGGUGCCGGCCAAGGCGCGGGGCGGCUGCGCCCGUCCGCUGGGCGAGUUCAUCUGCCAGCUCUGCAAGGAGGAGUACGGGGACCCCUUCGCGCUGGCGCAGCACCGCUGCUCCCGCAUCGUCCGGGUGGAGUACCGCUGCCCCGAGUGCGACAAGGUCUUCUCCUGCCCCGCCAACCUCGCCUCCCACCGCCGCUGGCACAAACCGCGUCCGCCCGCCACCAAGAGCGGCCCCGAGGCGGGCCGGGCACCGGCCGCGGGCCCGGCCCCGGCGGAGGAGACACCGAAGGAGGCGAGCGGUGGCAGCGGCAGCGAGCGGGACACGCCGAGCCCUGGCGGAGCCUCGGAGGCGGGCUCCGAGGAGGGGCUCUUCGAGUGUCCCCGCUGCGCCAAGCGGUUCCGCCGGCAAGCCUACCUGCGCAAGCACCUGUUGGGGCACGCCGCACCGGCAUCCACGCCAGCCCCGGUACCCGCACCGGCCCCGGAGCCCAGCGCCGAGGAGCUGCCCGCCGCCGAGUGCCGCCUCUGCCCCGUCUGCGGGGAGACCUUCCCCAGCAAGAGCAGCCAGGAGCGGCACCUGCGCCUCCUGCACGCCGCCCAGGUCUUCCCCUGCAAGUACUGCCCGGCCACCUUCUACAGCUCUCCCGGCCUCACCCGGCACAUCAACAAGUGCCACCCCUCGGAGAACCGGCAGGUCAUCCUGCUCCAGGUGCCGCUGCGCCCUGCCUGCUGAGCCGCCCGUGCCUUCCCCGCCGCCCCGCGCUGCUCCCCCGGGGCCGCCACACGAUUAGCUUUAAUACGGCUUGUGACCUGCUGGAAUCUGGCUUUACACUUACCUUCCCGGGGUCUCUCUCUUAUUUUUUCUUUUUCUUUUUUUUUAAUUUUAUUUUUAUUUUAUUUUUUUUAUUUUGUUCCUUUGCUCUGUUUUUUAUCGAUGUGAACAGAUCAAACUGCUUGAGAGAAACAAGCGUUUCCUUUAGUGUAGCCACAAAUGCCUUGACUCUGCUGUUGAUGGUCUCCAGAAAAUGCUGUAGAAACUGCCUUAACUGUGACAUGCCAACUUUCUGUUUUCUGUUCGUUUGCCCUUACUAAGGUAGCUCAUGAGUUGUCUAUCUGUAUAUGUUGGUUUGAGUAAUUAUGUUAUUUAUUCGUUAUUUAUUUAUAUUAAUUAUGAAGAUUGAUAUUAUUUGAUUGCAGAUAUUCUAAUGCGCUUUUUUGUCUCCCCACCUGCCAUUUCACUGUGCAUUUUAGAAGAUCUUUUUUUCUUAAGGGAUCUGCUAAAAAGGUUUUAACUUUUAUACCUAGAAUAACACAUGAUCUUAACCAUUUUAUCCCGUGCAACCAACAGCUCUUACUUUUAGAUGCAAUCUCUUUUUCUACACACAUUAUUUUCUUAACUGUUAGCUAUUUAUAGAGUGCUUCGAUAGAACUGUUUCAACUGUAUAAUUAUUUACUAUUCGAAUAAAAUAUUUUCAAAUUCAA
Molecule: messenger RNA, 2162 nt
Organism: Passer montanus (Eurasian tree sparrow)
Lineage: Eukaryota; Metazoa; Chordata; Aves; Passeriformes; Passeridae
Gene: INSM1
Product: INSM transcriptional repressor 1
Biological process (GO): negative regulation of transcription by RNA polymerase II; regulation of cell cycle process; neuron differentiation
Cellular component (GO): nucleus; transcription repressor complex
Molecular function (GO): RNA polymerase II cis-regulatory region sequence-specific DNA binding; DNA-binding transcription repressor activity, RNA polymerase II-specific
Source: RefSeq, a predicted model, not a curated record